CUUAUGGUUCCGCUGUGGAAAUGGCCUCGGCUAGUCUCCGAGCUAUAAAUGCCCAAUGAGCUGCUACUGUCUGGAGUCGACCGAGAGCAGAUAGCCCCGUCCGAGCCGCUGCCCGGGUUACUGGGAGGUUUUUGAGGGUAAUUUGGAGUGACUAGGCAGGAAAACAAUGUGGCCGGAGCCGCUGUCACCCGCACAGCUGAAGCGGCUGGAGGAGCAUAAAUACAGCGCGGCGGGUCGCUCCCUGUUCGAGCCGCCCUGCCAGGUCUACUGGAACUGGCUGGUCCAGCAGGUCCCCACAUGGGUCGCUCCCAACACCCUGACUAUUGUCGGGCUGGUGGUCAACAUCCUCACCACGGUGGUGCUCGUGUAUUAUUGUCCCACGGCAACAGAGGAGGCUCCAGCAUGGGCCUUCAUCCUGAGCGCCCUGGGCCUCUUCAUCUACCAGUCUCUGGACGCCAUCGAUGGGAAGCAGGCCCGGAGGACCAACAGCAGCUCCGCUCUGGGGGAACUCUUCGACCACGGCUGUGACGCCGUCUCCACAGUCUUUGUCGCUGUGGGAACAUGCAUCUCCUGUGGAAUAGGAAGAUACCCAGACUGGAUCUUCUUCUGUGGUUUUAUUGGGAUGUUCAUGUUCUUCUGCGCCCACUGGCAGACCUACGUCUCUGGGACGCUCCGCUUCGGCCUGAUUGACGUGACGGAGGUCCAGUUCGCCAUCAUCACCAUGUACCUGAUGUCGGCGUUGGGAGGCGUGAGCCUCUGGCAGGCCACGUUGCCCGUCAUCGGCGUGAAGCUCUACGUCUUCCCCAUCAUCGGCAUCAUCGGCGGCGCCCUCUACUCCUGCUACAACUACUUCCACGUCAUUCUGAACGGAGGCGUCGGAAAAAACGGCUCCACGGUGGCUGACACCAGUGUUCUGAGUCCGGGUUUGCACGUGGGCCUCUUCCUCACGCUGGCCUUCAUCAUCUUCAAGAAGUCGUCCAGCCAGCUGUUCGAGCAUCAUCCCUGUCUCUACCUGCUGGCCUUCGGCAUGGUCAUCUCUAAGAUCUCUAAUAAGCUGGUGGUUGCACACAUGACCAAGAGUGAGCUGCACCUCCCGGACACAGCCUUCGUCGGCCCCGGCCUCCUCUUCCUCAACCAAUACUUCAACAGCUUCAUCGAUGAGCACAUAGUCCUCUGGAUCGCCAUGGUUUUCUCUCUGGUGGAUCUAACGCGCUACUGUACGGGCGUGUGCCUUCAGAUCUCGUCCCACCUGAGGAUCCGAGUGUUCAGCAUCACGCCGGCGAGCGGCGCCCACCGCGACUGACGGCCCGCCCGGCGGGAGGAGGCGGGGGGAGGCGCAGAGCUCUCCUCGCUCCUGGAAGCAGACGAUGAGGAGGAGAAACCUUCCUCAGCCCCGAGCCACUGCAGCCUUGACAAAGUGACCACUUCUCAUUAAAACUGCCUCCAACAGAUGAAAGAUCAAACCAACUCAACACUACAAACCAAAAAAAAAAAAGGAAAAAAAAGGAAAAGUUUUGAAAAGCAUGGAUGUUUGAAUAGGAAAUCACAUGGAGCAAGAGUUUUAAUUUUGACAUGAUUGCAUGUUAAAAAAAGUUUAGACUUUUACAUCUACUUCUUGCUUAUUCAACUCAAAUACCAAAAUAUUUUCUUUGACAGGUGCUUUAUAGUUUGAGCAAAUAUCAAAUAUUUUUAUCUGCUUUAAAUUUGUGGCUUAUCUGCGAUUGUCGUAUAUUGAAGACUGAUAAAUAUACGACAAUCAUAAAUAGGUAAAUCUUUGUUAUAUGCCCAAACUAAAUGGUUUACUUGUUGAAAGUUUUUCGAAUUGAUUUGUUUUUAUUUAUUAAAUGAAUGUGACUCAAUCUGACGUGAAUCAGGGCUUGAAAAAGCAAAUUAAAAUUUUUAAAUGACCUUUAAAACCUCAAAUAAUUUCAAAUGAAGUUUGCGACGUGGACUGGCAGGUUGUCAUGACGAUGUGACGGGGUGACGGUCUGUGUUAGUGCUGAACACCUCGACAGUUUCUAUCAGCUCCUCUUAAAACACGUUCUCUUAAUGUUUUUAUCCUGUUACUCAUCUCAUCCUACAGUCUGGAAGAUCUUUAAAAAGCACCUCAGGCCUUUAGAGCUGUCGGCUGAUGAAGCACUAACACGACUGGUUCUGCUUUCUGUUCUUCUCCCUGAAGGGCUAACACUUAAUUAUUUGUGAUUGUACAGAAUUCAACUGAAAAUGCCUUAAAUAUUUUUGUUGUAAUUACUGGUUAACUUGUGAAUAUUUAAAACAGCUUUGUACGUUUUUGUUCUCUUUUUUCCACUGAAGUAUCAUAUAGUAAUAUUACUACUGUAAAACAUGGUACUGAAACUGUUCACUCAUGAAGUUUCUUCACUGAUACAAAUGUAUAUUAUUUGUAGGUGAGCAAUUAAUUUGGUUCUUGAAGAUUUGUUGGAUUAUAAGUCAUUUUGGCUCAUUCAGUUUCAAUCUAAUCAAAAGGGAUAUUUCUGUAGUGCCGCUAAACUAUAUAAGGGUGAAAGACAUUUGUGCUCCUGAACUUUAUUUGGGAAAGUAAUUAUUGGAUCAUGGGCUAGAGGGGCAUGUCUUCAGGAGAAAAAAAGAUUAUUUUGCAUAAAUUAUGAUGGACUUUGGAACUAUGCAUUGAAAUGUUCAACCUUGAUUUCAACACCAUGUUGCACUGUUCAAUAAUAACAGUAAAUCACCUUUCUACUAACAGAUACUGUACGAGUGGAAAAGAUUGUAAUAAAGAAAAUAUUUUUCAUGGGA
This is a messenger RNA of Centropristis striata (black sea bass), 2772 nucleotides long. RefSeq names its product choline phosphotransferase 1 (gene chpt1). Gene Ontology annotation, cellular component: Golgi apparatus; endoplasmic reticulum membrane. NCBI's taxonomy places the organism in Eukaryota, Metazoa, Chordata, Actinopteri, Perciformes, Serranidae. Bases 167 to 1303 code for a protein of 378 amino acids. The transcript is spliced from 8 exons. The record is from RefSeq and is a predicted model, not a curated record. Gene Ontology annotation, molecular function: diacylglycerol cholinephosphotransferase activity. Gene Ontology annotation, biological process: phospholipid biosynthetic process.